CGCGAUCUUGCUCAUGGCGCGGACGAAGCAAACAGCGCGGAAGAGCACAGGGGGCAAGGCCCCGCGGCAGCAGCAGAGCGCCAUGCCAGCGCCCGAGGACCCCGCGCGCAUGAAGGACUUGACGGACGAGGAGCGCGAGUCGCGGGAUGCGAGCGUCGAGGAAGCGCUCCUCCUCGCGGAAGCCAAGGAAGCCGUGCUUGAGGCCAUGUCGGCUACCUCGACGGACCGGCGGUACUUUGAGGCGAUCCUCCGGCUCCAUCGCAUGGCGGUAGCAGCCCUCGACGAGAAGGAGGUCGACGCGGUGCUCGCGGCCGCCAAGUUCCUCGAUGACAAGGCGUGCCCGCACCGCGCGACGCGGCUUCGGCAUCGUCUGCACCUGCUCCUCCUCGAGCACGACGACGACCGCGCGUAUGCGUACAUCACGGAGACUCUCUACCUCAACUUUCAUGCGACGGCGCCGGACGCGGUUGCGAUUGCGACCAAGGACAAGAAUGACGGCCCGUCGAGCGCCAUCGCAUUCGACGUGCAAGAGGUCAUCAUGACCAAGCUCCGCGGUCUCAAGCAGCACAUGACACAGACGUACACGGGCGACCUCGAGCUGGACGGCAACGGCGUCUUCACGCUGAGCAACAUGAGUGCGCUCACGCGCGAGAUCAUCUUCCGCGGACUCGUCCGGGGCGACGACAGCGUUGGCUUUUCCGACCAAGAGAAGCAGUGCGUCAUCCGCACGAUGCUCAAGCACCACCAGCUCGAAUGGACCGACUUUCCCGAGUACAUCACCGCGGUCGGUGCGAGUCUCCAAGCAGCGGCGUUUUCCGACGAGGCGAUCGCGACCGACCUUGCCUCGUUCUCGACGCCCCAGCUCGAUGCGCUCUGGGAAGCCCAUCACGACGCGCUCGCGCAGAGCACCUCGUUUGCGCUGCGCUACUUGGCCGCGCUUCGCAGCUCGUUCACGGCCAAGACGGACAUCGUGCCGUACGUGCAAGCGGCGCUGGCGUCGCUCCAGCGCCUUGGUCUCUCGGUCAAUCCCCUGCGUUUCGUGCUUUUACACCAAUGGCUCUGCGCGAUCGAGCACGCGCCGACCGACAAUGGAAGCCUCUUCCUCGACUAUAUUUCGAUCCCGCGCGUCGCUUCGUAUGUCAACGAGAGCUUUCUCAAGGCCGCCGAGGUCCACGAAGUCGUCAUCUUUGACGCGUACACGACGCAAGUCUUUCGUGGUGGCGCGGGCCAAGGGCGGAUCCAGCUGCACGACAUGUGCGCGACCCUCGGCUUUGAUGCAAUCACGGCCGAGAGUGACGAGCGCCUCAUCAAGGGUUUUCUGACGCACUUGCUGCCGGCUGGUGCGGAAGCGAGCGACUUUGAGCCGUACCUCGAGCCAAUGUUUCUCCAAACGCAGCUCGCGGUGGCGAUGCUGAGCUCGGGUAAAGGGUCGCGGGCCGAGUACGAAGCGUACUUGGUCGAUUCGGGCGUCGAGCACGACGUCUUCGAGUCGUCCGAGGUGCGUUUUGCUGCGUCCAACCCGGAUACGUUUGCCCCGGACGCGCCCGUCUCGCUGCUGCUGCACGUCAAGAACACGGCGUCCAUCACGGUGCAGCUCUUCCAACUCAACGUGGCCGACGGGCUGCGCCGGACGUUCGAAGCCAUCAAGAGCAACAUCUCGCUCGACGGGCUCUUGCCCAACGAAGAGUUUACGGUCGCGUUCGAGAACGUUCCGAGCCACGUGCGCACGGCGCACCGCAUUGCGUUCCCGUCGCUGGACGCGAUUCGCCGCGGCGUCUUUGUCGUCGAAGUCGUGGGUGCCGAUGCGGCGUGCCGCGCGGUCAUUCGGAAGGGCCAUUUGCAUUUUGUACAACAGUGUACGGUCGCUGGCCACGACUUUCGCGCGUUUGACGAAGCCCAUGCGCCGCUGCGGGACUUUGUCGUGGCGCUGCCCGACCCGGUCAACCGAGCGAUCGUCAAGACAUUUGCUGCGGUCGACGGUGUGGCCACGGUGCCCUAUUACGCCGCGCUCGACGAGACGACCUCGAUUUCGACCAAGUACCCGGUGGUUGUCGGCGUCGAGGACUUCGGCGUGCUGGGCGAUUUUGCGUAUUGCGAGGAGGCGUACGCCCUCGAGGCCAAGAUUGCGAUCGACGCCGAGCAGCUCGUGCCCGGCUUCCGAGCGACUGUGCUCGUUCGUGGCGCCUUGUACGUCAACGGCGCGCUUGCGCCCACGAGUUUGCUCCAAAACACCGUCUUGACAAUGGAGACAACGAGCCGGGCAGGGACGGUCAACCGCAAGGAGCUCCGGAACCUCGCACGCUUGAGCGACACGCGCGACCUCGCGCGCGUGAUUGAGAUUCCAAGUGACGCUAUCUCGCUCCAAAUCAAGUUGUCGGGGGACGUGGCCUCGGCGUCUGGAUCAUCGUCGAAGCGGGCGACAACGCUGCGUCAUGUCGAACAUGUACAGCAGUUUAGCCUCCACACAAGUACGGGCCACGACGGCCAGCUUUUUGGUGUGCACCUCAAGACGAUUGAGAAGGCGUUUGUGCUGCUCGUACUCGGACACAACGGCGAGCCGGUAGCGAAAGCGUCGUUGGCGGUUCGCUUCCACCACUUGGCGCUCGCCGAGCAAGUUGAGCGCGCAGCCGUCUCGAACGAGCAUGGCGAAGUGCAUCUCGGACCCCUGGACGACAUCAAGUCGAUUCAAGUGACGUCGGCGACAGGCGGGUACUGGACGUGGACCCUUCCGGGCCUGGCCGACCACUCGAGCUGGAGCCGGUUCGUCUCGGCGCCGAACGCUCCGACGCUCCACGCCGCCGUCAACGACGUUGUCGUACUGCCGGUGCCGAGUAACAUCCAAGCGACGCUGCGCUCGUGGGUCGAGCGCGGCUGGAUUGCGCUCACGCAGACGCACACGAGCCACAACACGACGUAUACGUCGGUGCCCGCGCCGGACGCGUGCGCUGUCGUUGUCCAAGACGACGGCUGCUUGGCGCUUACGGCGGCCGUUGCUGGCUGGUACCGAGUGACGCUCAAGCCGUUUGGGGCUUGCUACAAGGUGCGCAUCCUGGAGAAAGAGCUCUUGCCGCCGUCCAAGACGCACACGCGGUACCUGCUUCACGGCAACGACACGAUCAUUGGGACAUCCAUCCCGAAUCGCCCGGUGGUCAUUGCGUCCGUCGCGUCGACGCCGGAUGCGAUCCGUGUGCAGCUGGGCAAUGCGACGCCGGCGACGCGUGUCCACAUUGUGUGCAAGCGUUUUCUGGACGACGGUGGCUUUGCGAGCGACAGCUACCUCGACAUUACGUCCCGGGCGAGCGCCAGUGUCGAACACAACUCGUCGUACCCGUCGUCGACGUACUUUGCCAGCAAGCGCAUUAGCGACGAGUACGCGUACGUGCUGAGCCGCCGGGCGUACGUGAGCGCACACCCACACUCGGCGCUCCUGCAAGGCUCGGCCUUGCCGCACCCGUCGCUGCUGCUCCACCCGUACGCUGUCGAGGAGACGUCGAGCGGCAACCUCGCCGAGACGAGUCAAGGUGAAGGGUACGCCGCUCAAUCGAGGCUCGCCAAGUCAGCCAUGCGUCGUAUGAUGGGACGUUGUUUGCCCAGUUCUUCUUUUGGGGAAUCGCGGCGCGCCAACACGUCGUUUCUCGCAGACGGUUCCGUCGUCUUCUUCAACGUCGCCGUGGACGAUGCGGGUGCUGCUGUCGCAUUGCUCGAUGUCCAGACGCUCUCUGGCGUGUACGAGGUUGCAGUUGUCGCGAUUGACGGCGAGGUCACGGCGUCGCGCCAUACGAAUCUGGACGUCGGACCACGUACGGAGCCGCGCGGGAAGGUGCCGCUGCGCGACACGCGUCUCUCGAGCGCCGAGGCCCUCGGGACGGAGCCAGGAGUGCACUACCUGCAGUACCGCGGCCACAAAUGCCUCUCGCCGGGCGAAACCCUGCGUCUGGCGCGCACGUCGGCGACCAAAGUUGAGGUCUACGACUCGAUCGAGCACGCGUUCAGCCUUCUUGACGCCCUCACAUCGCGCAGUGUGCUCUUGAACGCCUUUCUCAAGGCGUGGGGUAGCUACGAUACGAAGCAGAAGGCGGCGCUCUACAGCGCGAAUGCAUCGGGCGAGUUGAACGUCUUCUUGUUCAAGAAGGACCGGAGCUUCUUCCUCGCCGUUGUCGCGCCGCACCUUGAGGCCAAGCUCGUCAAGUCGUUUGUCGACCAUUACGUUCUUGGUCACAUCGAUGUACUGGCGGCGAUCGCGGCGUCGCACGUGCAACUGGAACGACUGACGUUGAUUGAACUGCUGCUGCUGGCCGAGGCGCUGCCGACAGCCGACGGCAUUUGCGACCAUGUCGAGCGGCUCAUCGAGAGCUACUACGACGACGCGACGACGCUCAAGCUCCCGGCACUCUUUGAGCACGUUCUUGUCGCCAAGAACGACGACGACGCUGUUUUACUCGACGCCGACGCCGACGCCGACGAUUCGCGCGUCACGUUUGAAGACGAGGGCUUGGUUCUGUCAGGUAAGCUGCGCGAAAGUUGUGCGGUACCUCAGUAUUCGCCAACGUCGCCUGCGUACUCCCCCACGUCGCCUGCGUACUCCCCCACGUCGCCGGCCUACGCGCCCACGUCAUCGCCUUUUGCCUUUGGUGCCACCACGACUACUCCUGCGCGACCCGCGAUGGCUGCGAGUCCUUUUGGCUUUGCAGCGUCGUCGGCGGAAUUUGCGUUUGGCAGCGCGGCCCCCACCUCGGGGUUUGCUACUGAUAAACCGGCCUCGAGCGCCCCGACGUUUGGUGCGUUUGGUGCAUCGUCGUUCAGCGCUGCGCCGGCGGCUACCCCGUUCAAAAAGAGCCAUCGCGACUCGGACGAGGAGUACGACUUGUGCGACGAUGACGACGACGACGACGAUGACAGCGAUGACGACAUCGGUGACAACAAAGAUGGCGACGCGACAAAGGUGGCUGCGCGCAAGAUCUACAAGGCGCCUGGGAGCACCAAGAAGCACGUUGAGACGCGGUAUCACGACGGCACGGAUGCGCGCCAGCUUCGGAGCGGCGGGCUUUUGCCACCGAGCGUUGCCUUGACGCAUGGUCAAUGGAAGCAGAGCGCGAUGAACAAGUACUGGCUCGACUAUGCGCGCCAUCUUCGAUUGUCCAAGACAGCACCGUUUGUCUCGGCCUACUUUCCGGAAGCGCACAGCUGCUUUGCCGAAAUCAUGCUGGCUAUGGCGGUGCUGGACCUGCCGCUCACGUCCACGUCGUCCAACGCGCAGGUUCAGGUCGACGACGCGAGCAUUUGUGUGACGGCGGCCGGUGCGCACCCGAUCGUCGUCUACUACGAAGACCUGCAACAGCAAGUCGACGUCGUUGUGCCGGACGCGAUUGCCGCGCAGGCCGCCAACCUCAUUGUGACGCAGACCGUGUUCAACCCCGCCGACUCGAACGUCUCGAACGGCCUGCUCAAGCCCGUGGCCGAGUUUGUGACGCAGACCAUGUACGGCUGUCAAGUGACCGUGAGCAACUUGAGCCCGCUCCCGCUGCGGGACGUGCAGCUGCUCUUGCAGAUCCCGCACGGCGCGAUUCCGCUGCAGAGCGACGGCUUCUUCACGCGCAGCACGACGUUUGAUCUCGGCGGCAACGAGAACGAGAUCGUCGUCUACUACUUUUACUUUGCGGCGCCCGGGACGUUUUCGCACUACCCUGCGCACGUUGCGAUCCAAAACACGACCGUGCGCUUUGCCUCAACGGACGCCUCGCAGCUUGUCGUGAUGGCCGAGCGCAAGGCCAUCGACACGACGUCGUGGCAUGACGUCUCAGCCCGCGGGUCGACAGCCGACGUCGUUGCCUUUUUGCGGCAGCACAAGAAGCUCGAGACGCUCGACCUCGAUCGCAUCACGUGGCGCCUCCGCGACCGCGCUUCCUAUGACGCGGUGACGAGUCUCCUCCGCGCGCGCUUCGUCUACAGCCCGGCGGUCUCUCAGUACGCUGCGUACCACAAGGACAAGGUCGGGAUUGUCGACGUCUUGCAGCGCGCCGUGCCCUUUCUGCAUGCAGCCGGUCCUGGCGUUCAGAGCUGCAUUGGCUCGCUCGACGUACUCGACGGCCCGCUGAGUCUGCAGGCGUGUCUGGAACUGGCCGAGUUUUCGCCCUACAUUGUGCGUCGCGUGCACUCGAUGGCGUCGGCCAAGAAGCAAAAGACGCCGCUCAACAAGGAGCUCCAAGCGCACUACGAGCGCGUGUGCGCCAAGCUCGCGCUCCUUCCGGCGCUCGGCGACGCCGACUACCUCGUCCUAGCCUACUUUCUGAUCGUCUUCAACCGCGUCGAUACGGCGCUCACGUGCUUUGCCAAGGUCGCGCGGGACGCGGUGCCAACGCUGCAGUACGACUACAUGGACGCGUACUUGGACUUUUUCCGGCCAAGUGAGGACGCUGAGGCGUCGUACCCGCGCGCGCGAGCGGCGAGCGAAACGUACGCGUCGUACCCGCACCGCCGGUGGCACGACCUCUUUGCCAACGUGCGGGCGCAGCUGGCGACGCUCGAUGCGCUCGUGCACCGGGGCAUGGCUCUCGACGCAGUCGCCAUGGACGACGUGGGCGUCACCAUGACGGUGCACCGCGACCGCGUCGAGUUGGUGCAAAAGGGCCACCGCAUCAAGACCGGCCGCCUGCUCUUGUACCCUGUCGACGUGGAAGUCAUGUUCUCGACCGAGCCGUUUGGCUCCAAGACUGCGCAGGCGUCGUCGAUCGCGCUCGUGCAGCCGCGCGCGACGGUAGCAGUGGAGCUCUCGGCGAAUUCGACGACGGUUGAUAUUCCCGAGGCGCUCCAGAGCCUGCAGAUGAUGGUGACGUUUGCGCCGACGGGGCACCCCGAGUGGGACGUGACGCGGCCGCACUACUGCGACUCGAUGGAGAUGGACUUUGACGUGGACGGCGGCAAGCUCCAAGUGUUUGCCAACCACCGGCCGCUGCCGCGUGCGUACGUCAAGGUGUUUGUGCAAACCAAGAGCGGCGGCGCCAAAGGCCGGUUCUACAAGGACGGGUACACGGACAUUUGCGGCUGCUUCGACUACAUGGGCAUCAACGACACCAAGCACCUCCUCCAGGUCAAGGCGCUCGCACUGCUUAUUCUGCACCCGACGCACGGCGCCGUCGUGCGCCAGCUCCAACCGCCCGCGUCCAUCUCGACCGCCAACGACGCCAAGAAGCACUAACUGUUGGAAGUUGCAUAUUGCACUUACUGCAAGAUAGCUAAAAGCUAUAAAUAUCACUCUACAUUUCACCGAC
This is a messenger RNA of Saprolegnia diclina VS20, 7268 nucleotides long. RefSeq lists its product as hypothetical. The transcript has 3 exons. NCBI's taxonomy places the organism in Eukaryota, Oomycota, Saprolegniomycetes, Saprolegniales, Saprolegniaceae. Gene Ontology annotation, molecular function: structural constituent of chromatin; DNA binding. Gene Ontology annotation, biological process: transcription by RNA polymerase II. Gene Ontology annotation, cellular component: nucleosome. Bases 14 to 7195 code for a protein of 2393 amino acids. The record is from RefSeq and is a predicted model, not a curated record.